GGAUUUUGAUUUGUACCUGAAAUGGAGAUCCUUCGAUUUGCCGUUCUCGCCGUUCGAGGUGCUGGGUAGGAGGUCUUUUGAUCCUUUGAUCGUUGUUAGACAAAAGGCUCAGGGGCUCCAGCAUAGAUGGAAUUGAUAGAUAGAUCGAUACUAGGCAAUGGAAUAUGUGCCUGCCUCCCUUAUUUACGAGCAAUACCAUCUUCGGCUUCACAAGAUAUCAACUUCUCGCCCCUCACACCACCCGUCGUGUUUGUUUGUACAAAACUCCAAAAGAAAAGUUCCUCUGCCCCAAUCCUUAAUCGUGCUAUUAUUGGAAGCUGGACCCCCUCGAUUGUUGAUGCGACGUCGAUCAUUCCUGAUCUCCAGGGAAUCUUUGGCUGCUUACAACAUUGAUUUUAUUUCACCCUCAAUCACUGUGAAGGCGCUUGAAUUUAAUAACAUCCAUUCGGAGAGAGAAGAUAGCCUUGGAGGCUUAGCUACAACCAUGUUUCAGGCGAGCUUUUCCAUCACAUCAAUCUUACAUUAAACUUAAGCAUUAAGCUUUAAGCUCGAUUAAUAUUCCUGUCGAGAUCCUCGAACUCGUAUUUGCGCAUGCGAAUCUGCGAGCCAGAUUUACUCUCUUGGAUGCUUUUCUUUUCCGGCAAUUCUAAUUCAGCGCAAAUGAAUUGACGACAAUAGACUUCAAUUCCAAGAAAAAUGUCGCAUAGAAGCGCGUCGAUAAGUUCAAUCCCUUGUGUGGGUUCUGAGGAACAAUUGUCAGAAACAUCCAAGAUGGAGAAGACCGCAUUUGAAAGGCUACCGGAAGAUAUUAUUCUACAGAUCCUUCUUCUGACCAAUGCCAAUACCUUUGCCUCCCUCGUUCUGCUGAAUUCAAGAUGGAGGGGCAUCUCGCAACAAGCCUAUCUUUACUCGCACCAACUCGCCCAAUGCCCUUCCUACUCGGCCACACAUAAAACAAAUCCUGUUUUCGAAGAUAAGGAUAGUCUUCCACGUCUGCGGGGUCUAUUUGCCCAAGAGGUCAGGCGAAAUUUAUUCGAAGCAUACUUACGACCUCAGGAGACGGUCAUCAAUUUAGUGUCGACAUCGAUAGGCUCAUCCAGCGCGCCUGGAGGUGAAGCCUGUCAUUUUUCCAUUUCUCCUCGUGGAAUUCUAGUUCUAGCCUAUAAUUCAUCUCGAAUUCAUAUAAUAGAUGUCACAGCCCCGGAGGUUCACAUCAUACGAGAACUCAAGAUCUUGCGACGACCGGCGGCAACAACAAUCACAGAUGAUGGAUCUCUACUUGCUGUGUUGUCGACCGAUCUUCAGGUCAACCUUUACGACCUAACUGUGCGUCCACCAAAGCAUACGAGGUCUGUAACACUAGAUCAUACGCCAAGGACCAUCGCUCUCUCACCAACUGGACAAGUUCUUGCCGCGGCUUAUGACUCUGGAGUAGAACUGACUUCUCUCCGCGAAAAUGGUACGAGUCGCGCCGUAAAGGCCUAUGGCGUUGACUCUUUGACCUUUUCUCGCGAUUCUGACUUACUUUUGGGCACGACAUUACAGUCUAGAAACCCUAGUACUGUCGUCUUGACAGCGCCUUAUUAUGAUCCCGGGAGCGUCUCUCCUGAAGAUAGCGUAAGUGCUCUUUGGACAACUUCAAUACUCUUCCCCACUGGUAGCCGGGACUGUAGUCAUGCAGUCCUGUUACCCAGUCCUCAUGAUGACGAAGCAAGCUGGACUUUUACAUAUGAUCGAGUUUUUGAAACUUUUCGGGCAGUAAGGAUGGAUGAUUUACGCAAUGGCAAAGUUCAUUUUGUUGGACCCAAUGGGGAACCUCCUGCAUCAAAAGCAGCAGCAAAUAAGUCUGGAGAUCUAGCAGCGGUUGGUUAUAGUCGAGGUAGCGUUUGGCUUUGGGGAAUUCCGGAGAAUUUGGAUCCUACACCUGCCAUUGCGGGCUCGAAUAGUAAUGCAGAAACCGCACCAGGCACACCUCUGAGUCAAAUUGGACGUCGAAACAGUGCUCCAUCUUUACGCUCUGUAAAUAGGUCUUUGGACCACAGCAGUAUUCGCAUUCCACAAUGGCAACUCCUCUGCGAUAAGUCGCGCAAUACAUUCGUUGAAGGCUAUCACAUAACCACUUUAGACGGAGUAAGUGCAUUAAGCUGGGUCCAAGAAGAAUCAAAACAGCUCUACGGUGAAAGACUUGUAGCUGUUGCACCAGGAGUAAAACGCCAAUGCAUCAUAGACGAGGAUGAUAGUAUGAGUCCGGUAGACGGCGGCCGUAUUUGUGUGUUAGAUUUUUCCUGUGGUACGAGCAAUGGCAAGAAAACCACAACAACUAUAGAGGUGGGCCAACGAGAUGAUCCGGAAAUCCUAGAGGAAGAGCACAGGGACAUAGACACAGAGGUGGCUAUUGUUAGAAGAAGAACAGUAGCACAGCGAAGAAGCUACCGUGCUAGUAUUGCUCGUUCAGCUACUACUAUGACGCGCCCGGAACCACCGCCAAUUCCUGCACUGCCUAAUUUGAGCAAUUCAUCUAACAUCCCGCUUCCUCCUUUACCUAGACAAAUAAACAGCCUAGGAAAUACGACUGAUUCAGCAGAGACAGCUUCUAUUGAUGAUGACCAGGAAGCUUUUGAUGAUCCUUAUGCGAAUGCCGCACCUCGCUCAGGCACGACUCUACGCCGCGCUGCAACAGCUGCUGCGGUCAAUAGAAGACUACAUCCUCGCUCUAUGAUACAAGAACAUAUCGAGUACCGCCGUGCAGAUGGUCGGGAGGAGCAUCCACAUGAAAGUGAUGCAGACAAUUGGGAGCCGCCGCCUCCUCCUUAUCAAAAAGACCCGGUCCCUCCACUUCCUGAACACAUUCAGAGAUCUAUACUUGCAGACCAUGCAAGGCUUAUGCAAGCAACGAACAAUCAACGGGCUACAGUCCUUGACUUUCCAGGAUUAGAUGCUCCAGUUCUUCAACGACCUCUUCCUGAAGCUUUACGGGAGCAAAGAUACCCGUUUCGGCGAUCACUUAGCGAUACAACUACUGCACCUUCUAUGACUAGUCCCGUAGAUGACGAAGUGGCUCGACCAGUGACAAGUCCUUCCAUUGCAAACUUUGAUGAACGCCCUACGACCUCUGAUUUUGACAGCCUUUAUGAUGUUUCCCCAAUCGGUACUCCACAACCAAGCCUUACAAGGCCCUUGCCCCAGCAAAUCUCCCAACGUUCUGUAGAACUCAACGAUGAUGAGAAUAGCACGCUCGAUUAUAACCCAAACUUGUCUAUGAGAGCCACGUUACAAUCGCCUGUCUCCCCCAUUCCUCAGCCUAUGAGUGCAACUCUUGACAGGCGCUUGCUAGAUUGGGAAACCACAACAGUUGAUGAUCAAGUCUCUCUUAUGCAAAAUAGCAGACCUACAACCGCUGUAGCCGGAGAACAAGGAGACGACUCUGAUCUUCCACGAAUAAAUUCUACUUUACCGACAGUACCAGCACAGGGGUCACCCGAUGUACGACCUGUACAGCAGAGCUCAACAUUUCCACGGACGGGUGACACUCCUUCCAGCUCAGCUCUCUCAGAGUCUACUGAUAAACCUAUCCCUAUUUGGAGAAGAGUCAAUUCUGCACCUGUGGAGAUUCCUGUGGGCGGAGUCCCUGGAUUAGUAAUGCCUAGUGCCGAUCUAUUAGCGCGAUUCAAUAGUCGAAGUGGACGUCCAGACACCCUAAAGGAUCCAUCUCGGCGUCGUUCUGGCUCCAACCCUCGAGACUCUGUACCACUGCAAGGUUUUAGCAACCAAUCUCAACAACUUCCUCAUACUGCUCCUGAGCAAUCGAAUCGUCUGUCUACACCACCCCGUGCAGCUGCUGGGACUUAUGUGGCAAGUCCUCCUCGUCCGAAUACAGGCCUUCGUCCUCCUUCUGGUCAUGGCUCUCCUUCUCGACGAACCAGCCUUGGUUCGCAAAGAUAUUCUGCAUCGCCAAACAGCUUACGUCCACCUCUACAACGUCUUGAGACAAUCCACAGCGCAACUUCUACUCGAGUCACCUCACCUUACAACAUACCGCCAAUACCUAUCACCAGACAACCGAGUAGAGCGGAGCGUAGUGCGUCACGAAACGUCAAAAAUGCCAAGAAAAAUGGCUGGAGAAAGAGUAUGAUGGCAAAGAGAACUAAGCACAAAAGUGAUGCGGCAAGUAGUGCAGGUUGGACAGACGUAACAUGGGAUUCGCGACCUGCUACUUCACCAGCGAUUGUAGUAGAAGAUGCAGAAGUGCAGCCGCAGCAGAAAAAGAGUGCGGCAAAAUGCAUAGUUAUGUGAUGAAAUGAUUGAAGAUUAAUAUGAGGCGCGAGUGGAAUCAUAUUUACAUUCUUGAUUGGGGAACCAAGGGGAACUUUUCGGGAUGUGAUGGGAUGGGAGAUAUGCACAAAAGUAUAAUGACAUAAUGACACUGAAUGAUCACUAGGUUUUCUUAAUUAUUUUUCUUUGUGGAUUUUUACAUUAGGUACAUAGAUUUGGAUACGUAGCGAAGAUAGAGCACAUCUGGGAUGUUGAAAGAAUGAAUCAACGUGAUAAUAUACAAAGAUUUUACAAGACAGGA
Messenger RNA from Botrytis cinerea B05.10, 4573 nucleotides. RefSeq lists its product as hypothetical. Gene Ontology annotation, molecular function: protein binding. Gene Ontology annotation, biological process: rRNA processing. NCBI's taxonomy places the organism in Eukaryota, Fungi, Ascomycota, Leotiomycetes, Helotiales, Sclerotiniaceae. The coding region runs from base 697 to 4293 and encodes 1198 amino acids. The record is from RefSeq and is a predicted model, not a curated record. The transcript has 3 exons. Gene Ontology annotation, cellular component: small-subunit processome; Pwp2p-containing subcomplex of 90S preribosome.